Messenger RNA from Gossypium raimondii (Peruvian cotton), 1665 nucleotides. RefSeq names its product myb-related protein 2. The record is from RefSeq and is a predicted model, not a curated record. Bases 158 to 1321 code for a protein of 387 amino acids. The transcript has 7 exons. NCBI's taxonomy places the organism in Eukaryota, Viridiplantae, Streptophyta, Magnoliopsida, Malvales, Malvaceae. Gene Ontology annotation, molecular function: DNA binding; DNA-binding transcription factor activity.
GUCCCAGAUUCUAUGCUUCUCUUAUCUUGCUUUAUAAAAAGCCCUGCUUGGGGGUUCAUCUUUGGCUUGUAAGACUUGGUUAUAAAACAAGUAAUUAAGUAAGAGCAGUCUGUGGAAAACUUGAAGAACAGAAGAUCGAAGCGACUGGAUCAGAAAAAUGUACCAACAUCAAGGGAAGAACAUCCACCCUGAGAGGCAUUUGUUCCUUCAAGGAGGGAAUGGCCCUGGAGAUUCUGGUCUUGUUCUUUCAACCGACGCCAAGCCAAGACUCAAGUGGACGCCCGAUCUUCAUGAGCGGUUCAUCGAGGCUGUCAAUCAGCUCGGAGGCGCUGACAAGGCUACUCCUAAAACAGUAAUGAAACUAAUGGGGAUUCCUGGCCUUACCUUAUACCAUCUCAAGAGUCAUCUGCAGAAAUACAGACUCAGUAAGAAUCUCCAUGGACAAGCUAAUAAUGGCAGCAACAAGAUAGGUGCUGUUGCAAUGACAGGUGAUAGAAUGUCUGAAGCAACUGGAACUCACAUGAAUAACUUAAGUAUUGGCCCUCAAACAAACAAAGGAUUACAGAUCGGCGAAGCGUUGCAAAUGCAAAUCGAAGUGCAGAGAAGGCUGCAUGAACAGCUUGAGGUGCAGCGACAUUUACAGCUUCGUAUUGAGGCUCAAGGGAAAUAUUUACAGGCAGUGUUGGAGAAAGCUCAAGAGACACUUGGAAGACAAAAUUUGGGUAACAUGGGACUUGAAGCAGCCAAAGUUCAGCUAUCUGAAUUAGUGUCCAAAGUGUCCAACCAAUGCCUGAACUCCGCUUUUUCGGAUUUGAAAGACUUGCAAGGUUUAUGUCCCCAGCAAGGACAAACACAAGCAACUCCACCUACUGAUUGUUCAAUGGAUAGUUGCUUGACAUCAUGUGAUGGAUCUCAGAAAGAGCAAGAAAUACACAACAAUGGGAUUUUUUUAAGAACUUACAACAGCACUUCAUUCAUGGAGCAAAGAGAUCAUGUCCCGGAAGAUCGGUUGGUACCACAAACCGAGCUGAAACCGUUCACCGACAUGAAACUAGGCAAUGAUGCAGAAAGAAGAAUGUUCUUUGCUGAUAGAAGUACCAGUGAUUUAUCCAUGAGUGUAGGAUUACAAGGAGAGAAAGGGCAUGGCAGCUUCUCUGAGGGGAAAUUUAAUGGCAGAAAUGAAGAUCAAGAAGGUUUCAAGCUGCAAACAGUUAAUAGACUACCUUAUUUUGCAACAAAGCUGGAUUUAAAUGUCCAUGAAGAAGUUGAUGCUGCUUCAAGCUGCAAACAGUUUGAUUUGAAUGGCCUCAGCUGGAACUGAAAAGGGAUCCAUCAAUCGAUCUUCGUAGGUAGAUAAACAGAAAGUGACCGGAGUUCCAUCGGAACCGGAGGCUCGGAGAAGAAUGCUGUACUUUGUGAUUCAUCUAUGAUCAACUUGAAAAAAACCAAAACCCAAUUCAAUCUUUAAUUGAAUAAAAGUUUGCAGCAACUACAUAAAACAUAUAGAUAUUAGCAGCUAAUCACUGUGUUUUUCAUGUAAUGGAACAUGAUGGACUGAUCUGAUUUGAGCAUUAGUGUUAUUAAGUGCUCAAAGACUUUGCUUUUCGUUUGUACAUCAUAACUUUUUAAUUUAACAUGCUAAUAUAUAUUAUAUAAUUGAUGAAA